CGUGUUGCUUUGCUCUUCAUCGUAGUUAACGUUUAGCUGCUCCUAUUCAUUCUAGUUAUCGUCGUCUUGCUCUUCAUUCGCUAUUCACCAACGAAGACACUCUGUUUCCUUCUAUAGGAAUCUCUAUACAUUGUAACAAUCAAAUUUCGCAUGGACGCUCACACAGCAGAUUCCGUCAAUCCCAGAGAUGUUUGCAUCGUGGGUGUUGCACGUACUCCAAUGGGUGGCUUUCUCGGAUCUCUUUCGUCUUUGUCCGCGACAAAGCUUGGAUCAGUAGCUAUUGCAGCUGCUUUGAAGAGGGCGAAUGUUGACCCGUCUCUAGUCCAAGAAGUUGUGUUUGGCAAUGUUCUUAGUGCCAAUUUGGGUCAGGCUCCUGCUCGUCAGGCUGCUUUGGGUGCAGGGAUCUCUAACUCUGUUAUCUGUACCACUGUUAACAAGGUUUGUGCUUCAGGCAUGAAAGCGGUGAUGAUUGCUGCUCAGAGUAUCCAGUUGGGGAUCAAUGAUGUAGUGGUGGCGGGUGGCAUGGAAAGCAUGUCUAAUACACCAAAAUAUCUGGCUGAAGCAAGGAAAGGAUCUCGGUUUGGUCAUGAUUCUAUGGUAGAUGGAAUGCUAAAGGAUGGACUAUGGGAUGUCUACAACGACUGUGGGAUGGGAAGCUGUGCAGAACUAUGCGCUGAGAAAUUUGAAAUAACGAGGGAGCAACAAGAUGACUACGCCGUUCAGAGUUUUGAACGUGGUAUUGCUGCCCAGGAAGCUGGCGCCUUCACUUGGGAAAUCGCCCCGGUUGAGGUUUCUGGAGGAAGGGGUAGGCCAUCAACCAUUGUUGACAAGGACGAAGGUCUUGGGAAGUUUGACGCUGCAAAAUUGAGGAAACUCCGUCCAAGUUUUAAGGAGAAUGGAGGCACUGUUACAGCUGGGAAUGCGUCUAGCAUAAGCGAUGGUGCAGCUGCACUUGUCCUAGUGAGUGGAGAGAAGGCGCUUCAGCUAGGACUUCAAGUACUCGCAAAAGUUAGAGGUUACGGUGAUGCAGCUCAGGAACCAGAGUUUUUCACUACUGCUCCUGCUCUUGCAAUACCGAAAGCUAUUGCACAUGCUGGUUUGGAAUCUUCUCAAGUCGAUUACUAUGAGAUCAACGAAGCAUUUGCAGUUGUAGCACUCGCGAAUCAAAAGCUACUCGGGAUUAGUCCGGAGAAGGUGAAUGUAAAUGGAGGAGCUGUCUCUUUAGGACACCCUCUAGGCUGCAGUGGGGCUCGUAUUCUAAUCACAUUGCUUGGGAUACUAAAGAAUAGAAACGGCAAGUACGGUGUGGGAGGAGUGUGCAACGGAGGAGGAGGUGCUUCUGCUCUUGUUCUUGAACUUGUUUGAUGCAUUAUGAAUCCAGGUUGGUGAAUUUGACGACGUAUCUCUUUCAAGUUCCAAGAGAGUGAUUGCACUUCAAGUUUGCCAUUAGUUGAUCUCUCAAUAAAGGAGAGUGAUCCUUGAUGUUGUUAAGUUAUAUAUGAACUCGGUUUCUGCUUUUUCAAGUUUGCCAUUAGUUGGUCUCUCAAUGAAGGAGACUGAUCCUUGAUGUUAAGUUAUAUAUGAACUAGGUUUCUGCUUAAUAUUUGGUGGACCUCAGUUAUAAAUUAUGAACCCAUUUUAUCCUA
This is a messenger RNA of Raphanus sativus (radish), 1646 nucleotides long. Its product is annotated as acetyl-CoA acetyltransferase 2. NCBI's taxonomy places the organism in Eukaryota, Viridiplantae, Streptophyta, Magnoliopsida, Brassicales, Brassicaceae. The transcript is spliced from 14 exons. Gene Ontology annotation, biological process: fatty acid beta-oxidation. Bases 151 to 1365 code for a protein of 404 amino acids. Gene Ontology annotation, molecular function: acetyl-CoA C-acetyltransferase activity. The record is from RefSeq and is a predicted model, not a curated record.